Alternaria arborescens is the source of this 1308-nucleotide messenger RNA. RefSeq names its product UBX domain-containing protein 1. The transcript is spliced from 3 exons. NCBI's taxonomy places the organism in Eukaryota, Fungi, Ascomycota, Dothideomycetes, Pleosporales, Pleosporaceae. Bases 1 to 1308 code for a protein of 435 amino acids. Gene Ontology annotation, cellular component: nucleus; cytosol. The record is from RefSeq and is a predicted model, not a curated record. Gene Ontology annotation, molecular function: ubiquitin binding. Gene Ontology annotation, biological process: autophagosome assembly; membrane fusion; Golgi organization.
AUGUCUGAAGCUGCACCCGACAACGACGCUCUGAUCGCCCAGCUUGCUAGCCUUACUGGCCUCGAUCCUGCAACAGCUGAACGCUACCUGAACGCUUCCAACGGAGAUCUCACCCUCGCUGCAUCGCUCUUCUUUGACGAGGCUCAAGAGCAACAAGAAGGAACUUCCGAACCAGACGUCGACAUGGCCGGCGACGAGCCAAACACAGACCCUACCCAGAACCCUCCGCCCACCGGAGCUGGUGGUGGACGCACUCUCGGGGGCGCAUAUGUACCCUCGCCGGCGCCGGCGGCAUCUUCAUCAUCAGCGCAGCCUGCUGCUGCUCGUGGACAGCCUACACAGAGAGGUGUGGCAGGUGCUCGCACGCUGAGGGACCUGCAGGCAUCGGGCGGUGGCGGACACGGACACGCCCACGAUGACGACGACGAUGAUGACCACGCCGACGACGAGAACCAGGACUUCUUUGCUGGUGGGGAGAAGUCUGGCCUGGCUGUCCAGAACCCCAACCAGUCGAAUCCGCGCGACCAGAUCAACAACAUUUUGAAGCGGGCACGACAAAACGCUCCCCGUCCAGGCGGUGACGACGAGCAACCAGCUAGCUCGUCUCAUUUCCGUGGCGCAGGUACGACCCUCGGAGGCGACGAUGCUCCUUCCCGGACCAUCCCAGACCCCACGGCCAAUAUCCCCGCACCGCCCCCGCGCGCCCACCGCGAGCUUCACCUCUGGCGUGACGGCUUCUCAGUCGACGACGGCGACCUGUUCCGCUACGAUGAUCCCGCAAACGCACGCACACUGGAGAUGAUCAACACAGGUCACGCUCCACUACAUAUCCUAAAUGUAGAACAUGGCCAGGAGGUGGAUGUCGAGGUGCACGCGCACAAGGACGAAGACUACAAGAAGCCAAAGAAGAAGUACGUUCCCUUCUCGGGUAGCGGAAACCGUCUGGGUAGCCCCACCCCGGGUGCAAGCUCAGCGGCUGCUCCCAUGCCGGCUACUACUUCAAGUAGCACGGCAGCCUCGACCCCAGGGGCUUCUGCGCAACCUACCGUCGACGUCGACUCAUCUGCUCCUACCCUUGCGCUCCAGAUUCGCCUCGGUGACGGUACACGGCUGUCGUCGCGCUUCAACACGACACACACUAUUGGCGACGUCUACGACUUUGUCACCAGGGCUAGCCCCGCCAGUCAGGAUCGCGAGUGGGCGCUCAUGACCACGUUCCCCAGCAAGGAAUUGACGGACAAGGCCCAGGUUCUAGGCGAUAUUUCAGAGUUCAAACGUGGUGGUGUAGUAGUGCAGAAGUGGAAGUGA